CUCCCUGCCUCCCGCUCCUCCUGCUCCUCAUGCAGCGUGGAGGUGCGUUCCCACUACUGGCUGUGUUGUUGCGGCACUGGAUGGAUCUAACGAGCAUGUUUGCGGGUGAAGCCGCGGGCGGAGGGAAAUAAACCGGGAUUUUUCCUCUUCUUCUGCUUCUUUUUCUUCUUCUACACCUGCCGACCACUCAACCCGUCAGUGACGACAUGUCAAACUCAAACAAAAGCAAGAAGGACAAAGAAAUCCUGGCAGAGUACGAGAGCCAAGUCAAAGAUGUGCGGGCACAGUUGGUGGAGCAGCAGCGAUGUCUGGAGCAGCAGACGGAGAUGCGGGUCCAGCUGCUUCAGGACCUGCAGGACUUCUUCAGGAAGAAGGCCGAGAUCGAGACGGAAUAUUCCAGAAACCUGGAGAAGCUCGCCGAGAGGUUCAUGGCCAAAACACGCAGCACGAAAGACCAUCAGCAAUACAAAAAAGAUCAGAAUCUGCUCUCUCCGGUUAACUGCUGGUACCUGCUGCUGAACCAGGUGAGGAGGGAGAGCAAGGACCACGCCACGCUCAGUGACCUCUACCUGAACAACGUCAUCACCCGCCUCACGCACAUCAGCGAAGACUCGGCACGCCUGCUAAAGAGGAGUAAAGAAAUCCUCUUCCAGCUUCAGGAGGACCUCAUGAAGCUUCUGAAUGAGCUUUACACCGUGAUGAAGACGUAUCACAUGUACCAUGUGGAGACGAUCAGCGCGGAAACCAAACUGAGGGAGGCGGAACGUCAGGAGGGACGCGUGAAGGGCGUGUCUGGGACGGGCGGAGGCGUGGAGCCGGUGUUCGGACUGAGGAUAGAAGAGCGCCACCAGAGACGCAACGCCGCACGCAAGAUGGAGAAGAUGAGGGAGAAGAGGAAGGCAAAGUACUCUGAGAACAAACUGAAGACUCUUAAAGCCAGGAACGAGUAUCUGUUGACCCUGGAGGCCACCAACGCCUCCGUGUUCAAAUACUACAUCCAUGACCUGCCCGACAUCAUAGACUGCUGUGACCUAGGGUACCACUCCAGUCUGAGCCGGGCUCUGAGGACCUACCUAUCAGCCGAACUGAGCCUUGAAGCCUCCAGGAGGGCCGGCCUGGAGGUGCUGGAGGGGGCCGUGGAGAAUCUGGACCCUGCCCGAGACAGACAGCGUCUGCUGGGCCUCUACCCCACUGCCUUCUGCCCCCCGCAACGCUUCGGAUUCCAGGCACACAUGGGAGACGAGGUGAACCAGAUUGCGUCUCAGCCGCAGGUCCAGGCUGAGCUCACCCUCCGCCUCACGCAGCUCCAGACCCGCCUGGCAUCGCUGAAGAUAGAGAAUGAAGAGGUGAAGAAGACCUGGGGUGCGACUCUGACCACUCUGCAGGACAUGACGGUGCUGGACGACUACGACGUCUCCCAGAGCUUCACCCACAGCCCAUCCUCCGAGUCGGUCAAGUCCAGCGUGUCGGAUGGCUACUUGAACAAACCGAGUCUGGCCAAGAGACGGUCCAACCAGCAGGAGACAGAGCUCUUCUACUUCAAUAAAUUCCGCGAGUAUCUGGAGGGGAGUAAUCUGAUCUCCAAACUGCAGGCCAAACACGACAUACUGAAGAAAGCUUUAGCCGAGGGAUAUAAAACUGACCUGCUGACUACCAGUCGUGGGCGGAAGAACUCCCACAGCAAGCACCAGGAUUCAACCAAAGCCAUACCUUUGCUUGUGGAGAGCUGCAUCCGCUACAUCAACCUCCACGGUCUUCAGCAUCAGGGGAUUUUCCGGGUUUCUGGAUCUCAGGUGGAGGUCAACGACAUCAAGAACUCCUUUGAGAGAGGUAACGACCCGCUGAUUGAUGAGGAGAGCAACCAUGAUAUCAACUCUGUGGCCGGAGUGUUGAAGCUCUACUUCAGAGGUCUGGAGAACCCGCUGUUUCCUAAGGACCGCUUCAACGACCUCAUCUCCUGCGUCCGAAUCGAGAACAUGUACGAGAGAGCGCAGUGCAUCCGUAAGAUCCUGCUGGGAGUCCCGCGGGCGACGCUGGUGGUGAUGCGUUACUUGUUCGCCUUCCUUAACCACCUCUCCCAGUACAGCGACGAGAACAUGAUGGAUGCUGGGAACCUGGCCAUCGUCUUCGGCCCCACCCUCCUGCCCACACCUGAGACCCUGGACCAGGUGGCCUGUCAGGCACACGUGAACGAGGUCAUCAAAACGGUCAUCCUGAACCACGACAACAUCUUCCCCGACACCAAGGAGCUUCCGGGGCCGGUCUAUGAGAAGUGCAUGACCGGGGACCAGUACUGCGAGAGUCCGUUCAGCGAGCCGGGGGCGCUGGAGGAGGCCGAGCCCGACGGCGGCACCGAGACCCAGACCAGCGACGAGGAGGGCGAGGCUGUGGAGGCGGUGGCGAGGUUCGACUAUGUGGGCCGGUCGGGCCGUGAGCUCUCGUUCAAGAAGGGAGCGUCCCUGCAGCUCUACCAGCGGGCGUCACAUGACUGGUGGGAGGGGCGGCUUAACGGUAACCACGGCCUGGUUCCUCAUCAGUACAUCGUGGUGAAGGACAGGGCCGACGCCAUGUCAGACACCCUCAGCACGAAGGCGGACAGCGACGGAGGAAGCAGCAGCACCGACGACAAACGGUCCAGGAGCGAGCUGAGCUCCCCGACCGACAUCAGACCCCCGGAGAACUACAACAGGUCUGUCAUCCACAGGAGGAAGAGAACCGACGGUUUAUUCCGCCGCCCCCUCGGCCGCUCCAACGACAGCCACUGCCACGGUAACGGAGGGGUGAUGGAGCGGAGUUCCCCGCCGGUGACGGGCCACUUCAGUCCCAGAGAGCUGCUGCUGGGACGAGGCCAAGGCAUGACCCCGCCUCUUGACAGCCCGGAGCGUCGGCGCCGUUCUGCUGCAGCCGUGACCAUGACGGUGAGCCGGCAUGAUUCGCUGAGGAGGCCUGAUGACACGCCCAUCCGGCGCUCAAGCAGCGGACAGCACGGCUUCAGUGACUCCCAUCGAUCCAGAGCGCUGGAUCCUGAUACGCUGGCACAGGACAUCGAGGAGACGGUGACGGUGGCGCUCGGGGAGCUCAGACAGCUGGAGCGUCAGGGCUGCCGGCCGGCUCCCGACGUGGUGCUGGACACCCUGGAACAGGUGAAGAACGGCCCCAUCACCACCUGCUCCUCCGAGUCUCCUUCCCCCCACAGCACUCCCAGCACCCCAGGCACACCUGGAACCCCCGGCACUCCCGGGACCCCCGGCACUCCUGGUACGCCUGGCACCCCGAGCCCGCUGAGUCCUCUGAGCCCCAUCAGCCCGCUCCCUGGACCACCACCUGGACCUCCGAGGCCGACCAACCCUUCCCCUGAUGCCCUGGGAUCCUUCAAGCCGGUCGCAGCCGCCCGCAUCGGCGCUCCCUUAAGGCCCCCAGCUCUGCGUCCAAAACCUGUGGUCCCACCUAAAAGCAGCACCCCGCCUCUUCCCCCACCGCUGGACAAAUCCUGCACCAUGUGAGCCAAACAGGCCAAUGUAAAAGGCCGAAUCAGGCCUACCCGGGCCAAAAAUGGGCCAGAAGAGGAGAUCAGGGUACUGCUUAGUGUUUAUAAUCAAAACAUAUGAGGGUAGGAAGGACAAGAAGGGUUUUAAUCAGUGUUGGUGGUUAUGCGUUACAAAGUAAUCCGUUUGAGUACUCAGAUUACUUUCUUGUUACAAGUAGCCCCACGAGUCAGGGCUGCAGUUCAAGUUCUCCAUUAUGUCAUUACAUUUACAUAAAAGUAAUCCAUUACUGAAAAAUAUAACUUCUUUUCCUUGUUGAUGCCACAAAGUGAAAUUCCCUGAAGAAGCUGCACUGUUUCUGUUUCUCCCUGACAUCUGGGCAGGUAGACUGUUAACAUACAACUGUGUCUGUUUGCAGCUAGCAAGAAGGCAGAGACGACAGCUUUUACUCAUCCAGAGCUGGGCACAGUCGGUCCCAAAUUUACCUCUGUUUACCGUUUAUCUACUAAGAUUUCACAUCAAUAAUUCUGCUCAAAAUUAACAGAAGUUAAAGAGGAAGCCAUCUGAGUCCAUCCGAGAACCUCACUUUGGAGGUUUUCCACGCAAAUCCAACUGGGAGGAGACCUCUGGGUUGACCCAGAACUCACUUGAGUAACUAAAUAUCCCAUCUGGUCUGGGAACGCCCUGGGAUAUUUCAGAAGAAGUUGGAAAAUGUCACAAGGGAGAAGGAUGCCUUGGUGGUCCUGCUUAACCUGCUGCCACUUCGACCUCAUGCUGAAUAAGUAAAGAAAAUGCAUCGAUGGAUUAACAGAAGUGACUUAAAACUUAAAGUCACCCCUUUAGCCGUCAGUGGUUUUGAUUGUUUGAUUCCAACCAUUUCAAGAUCCAACAAAGACAGCACAUCUGCCAGACCAACGACAAACAAUCAGCUAUUUUUAACUUUUCAUUAGAAUCUCUACUGCUCUUUCCUGAUCAUGAUAUUCCAACAAAACAGACUUGCUUUAAUGGAAAGAUUCCCCACCAUCAGCAACCUGGAAAUUAUCUAAUCCAAUCUAGAAACUUUAUGAAUCUCUCUACCAGCACAGGAAGUUGAAGAAGAAGGUGAAGGCCAGAUCACACUACACAAAUUUGGCCUGAUUCGGACCUAAUUGCUUCAUUGCAGCCCUUGCAGAAUCAGGCUCAACUUUGAAUGUCAGGAAUGACAAGCACCUUCAUCGUGAGGCAUAAUCAAUGAUGCAUCGAAUGAUGAAAGAAGGCCUGACAGUGGAGAUUACCUGCCUUACAAUGACCAAUGAGGAGUUGGUGUCGGUGGAGUGUCAGGGCUAGAACCUGGGACCUCCAGCACCCCUGGGACUCCUGGUACACCUUGCACACCCAGGCCCUUUGAGCCCCAUCAGCCCACUCCCUGGACCUCCACCCUUCCUCCAGAUACUGUGGGAUCCUUCAACCCUGUCGAAGCUGCCUGCAUCUGGCUCUGGCGCCAGGUCACUGGAAGUGAAACUUUCUUUACUGCCUAAUCCUAACCCCAACCUUAGGGUCCAGGAAAGGGUGAGGGUAAGUUUUAUCCAAGGAAACAUGGCGUAAAAGAGGGUUAGAGUCAAGACUGUCUCCUGGAAGAGUGCCUGAGAUUAGAGAUCUUCUGUCAAACCCCUCUCCAAGACUGCUAGCAUGUUUUGAAGGCAUUAUUGACACUCCAUGGCUUGCCUACCCAGGAACCUUUGACCAACAACCAUGUCGGGCUACUCAACAAUUACUUUUGUAGCAUGGUGCUAUUGCAAAAGACCAAAUGAAACCACGUGGGUUUGCCCCAUAAUUACUAGCCAACGGACGUGUGCCCAGUUCUGGAAGUAUCCCCAUAAUGAUCAGCUUUUGGAAGGAAGGGACACAUGAGUUUAAGAGUCCAGUUCAUGGAAACGGCGCUGGCCUCUACCUAGUUCCUUGUCUGGCUGCGUGCCAACAUGCACCGAGUGACAGAAGGGAUUUUAUGUUUGGUUAAAAGCACUCUAACGGGUUACUUCUCUCAGUAUGUAACGCAGUAACAUACGUUACCGAAACGCCACCCAGCACUGGUUUUACUGUAGUAAUAACUAUAAUAUAUGACAUGACCUAUGAUAUGAUAUGCCAUGAUAUUUAUGUGUCGUCAGGUUGGUGUGUACUCUCUUGGUGUGUAGGAGUUUAAUUUCUCCAUGUAUCGAAGCAUUUAUCAAAAGGUUAGCUUAAAGAACUGCUGAUAAAGACACAGGAAGGAGCGUGGACGGAGCUUCCUGUCUUGUAAAUGAAGAAAGAAAAAUGGGAAGUGUAGUUAAGCUGCGGUAAAAAUGUAGUUUAAAGUGACGUGAAUGUUGGCUGUACUGUCAUGACGGUAGAAGAAGAAGAAGAAGAAGAGCCUGUCGAGCUGUUUUUUUAAGAGACUAUCGCGAUCGGCUGCUGUAUCUGUGACGAGAGACUCGAUGUGGAAGAGAGGACACGUAAACAACGUCUCAAACAAUAUCUGUGUGACUGAUUAUAAUUUAUUUUUUUAUUCUGUUUCAGCUGCUAAGCUCACUUGUACACCUCAAACCACGAAAACGCCUCCUGAGGUCGUCGGUGACACCAAACUCACAUUAUUUAAACCUGAAUGUUUCCAGUAUUUAAACGACUGUUCAGCCAUCUUAUUGAAUGUUCAGCGAGCUGCCGACUCAGUGGCUCACUAAACUUUUUUAACAGCCUUUUCUUGUGUUUUAUUGGAGAAUAAUCCUGCGCCCAGACAGAGCUUCAAACAGGGUGAGUUGGGAGGUGGGGAGAGGGCUUGGACAGAACUUUUUCUGCGAUGGUAGGUGUGUGAUUUUGUUCCUGUGAGUGUCUGACAGGGCUGGGCAAUAUGGACCAAAAAUCAUACAUCAGUCUCUCUUAGCUGAAUGGUGAUACAUGCUUUAAAUAAGGAUAUUUUUGGACAUAGCCAGUCAAUAGAUCAUCUUGUGGUCAGUUAGCAUGUUGCACUUAUAGCAUGUCCUAACAGCAUGCAACACCAGCAAAAACAUCCGCUGUUUCCUGGUGGAGUGUAUUAACAGCCAAAGAGUGAUGCAGAACGACAACAAAGGCUGUUUCUACCCUCUUCUGAUUUCCUUUUUGUUGCUCAAGUUGGCGUGGACAAGGAACGACGACAAAAAUCUUGAUUUUCUUCACUUUCCCCAAAUCAGAGUUUGUCAGCUUGUUUUGCAAAGUGCA
Cheilinus undulatus (humphead wrasse) is the source of this 6692-nucleotide messenger RNA. RefSeq names its product SLIT-ROBO Rho GTPase-activating protein 1-like. Gene Ontology annotation, molecular function: protein binding. The transcript is spliced from 23 exons. Gene Ontology annotation, cellular component: cytoplasm. Gene Ontology annotation, biological process: signal transduction; negative regulation of cell migration. Lineage: Eukaryota; Metazoa; Chordata; Actinopteri; Labriformes; Labridae. The record is from RefSeq and is a predicted model, not a curated record. Bases 207 to 3503 code for a protein of 1098 amino acids.